Molecule: messenger RNA, 888 nt
Organism: Coccomyxa subellipsoidea C-169
Lineage: Eukaryota; Viridiplantae; Chlorophyta; Trebouxiophyceae; Coccomyxaceae
Product: chromatin associated protein KTI12
Exons: 6
Coding region: 1-888 (295 amino acids)
Source: RefSeq, a predicted model, not a curated record
AUGGCAUUGCUGGUCAUUUCGGGACAGCCCUGCAGUGGCAAAUCUACAGUGGCUGCUGAGCUCACGCAGAUGCUGGUGGGAAAGGGCCUGGAAGUGAUCAUCAUAGACGAGCCUGGCCUCAGCAUGACUCGCAACCAGAGUUACAGGGACACGGUCAGUGAGAAGAAUACGAGGGGUAAAUUGAAAUCCGCAGUGGAGAGAUCCAUAUCUAAGAGGCACUUCAUCAUCCUAGACUCCCUGAACAACAUCAAGGGCUACAGGUAUGAGCUGUGGUGUAUCGCCCGGGCGGCCGGCACGCGCUGCUGUGUGGUGCACUGCGCAGUGCCCAAGGAGCAGGCGUGGGCAUGGAAUGAGGAAAGGGCACAAGGCAAGGACGCCUACAGCGCAGAAGUGUUUGAGGACCUGUGGAGGCGCUAUGAGGAGCCGGACGCGCGGCAGCGGUGGGAUGCACCGCUCUUCAGGCUGGCACCUGAUCAGGGGAAAGACACCAUGCAGCCGGUCUUGCAGGGGGUGGUUGAAUCACUGACGGAGGAGGCCGGCCCGCGGCAGCGCUCGGUGGUGGCCAAGCAGCUGCAGCCGACGCAGGCGACGACUAAUGCGCCGCUGUCGGCGACUAACCUGUUGCAUGAGAUCGACGGCGGCGCGCAGGACGUCAUCGGCCGCAUCUGCGCCGCGCAGGAGUUGGCUGGCAGCAGUGCAGCAGGGAGGGUACAGAUGGGCGAAGAAGUGGAUGCUCUGCAGCUUAAUAGGCCUGUGACACUGGCAGAGCUUCGGCGGCACAAGAGGGUGUUUCUGAAGAUGUCCACGCAGAGCCUCGCCUCACGGUUGCCUGACAGGCAGUCUGCCCGGCGCAUGUUUGUGAACUACUUGCGGGAACAUUUGGACUAG